AUGACUGGAGGUGGGGGGCCUACUGCUGAUCUUCCUAUGCCAGUGGACGAAAAUGGACGCUUCUUCUUGGGAGAUUACACAACCUUUUCCUUCUCCAUAUUCUUUGGCAAGGAGUGCCCCUCAGAUUUAGCAGCCUCCCUGCUGUCACUCUCUAUUCUGUCCUUGAUCUGCUUGGCCGCAGCAAAUGAGGGCUUGUGUCCCUUCUUCCCGAAAGAGGAGGUUGCGGCAAAAAUCGAGGCUAUAUUCGAUGCGCGCAGUCUGCAAAGCUCAACCAGGAGCCUUAAGGACAUUACAAUUAAACAAAUUAGAACUGGAGCAAAAAUACAGAAUAAAACGGAGUGGAAAGUGACGGUCACCAAUACAUGGUUCUGUGCCCUUUUGCAAGUGACACUACGUUGCCCUGGAUUUGAUUCUGCUGUUAUACCCUCGUCUAGUAUAGUUUCCAAGACCGGCCCUAAGCUAUGCCUUAUUAACGAUGCAUACCCUAUUUAUGGUGGAACAGAAUUCACAUUCACUUAUGGUUCGGAUCGAAAGAUUGCAUUUGCUCCAUUUUCCUACGAUAAUGUAUGCUCUUGA
Molecule: messenger RNA, 576 nt
Organism: Fraxinus pennsylvanica
Lineage: Eukaryota; Viridiplantae; Streptophyta; Magnoliopsida; Lamiales; Oleaceae
Source: the annotation of a GenBank genome assembly